Messenger RNA from Elephantulus edwardii (Cape elephant shrew), 981 nucleotides. RefSeq lists its product as uncharacterized. The record is from RefSeq and is a predicted model, not a curated record. NCBI's taxonomy places the organism in Eukaryota, Metazoa, Chordata, Mammalia, Macroscelidea, Macroscelididae. The transcript is spliced from 11 exons. The coding region runs from base 1 to 981 and encodes 326 amino acids.
AUGGGUGUGGACGCGGAGAGGUGUGUGCCUGCCCAGUGGAGCAGGGUGCUGGGGACUCAUGGGCUGGACAGCAGAGGCUCCCCAGUGGCUGCAUGGAGGCCGCCCUUCCAGAGGGCUAUUGAACGCGACAUCCCCAGCGACGGGGACUUCAACUGGCUGAACGCCGAUUCCCCACCACCCCCACCACCCCCACCAUCCCCACCACCCCAGUCGGAGCAGUCCUGUGAGAGAGGGGAGAUAGGUGUCUCCAGGGGAACGCACUGCCGGCGCUUUCUGCAGACAGCAGGCCCCAGGGCAGUGCCCUUUGUCCAGCUGCCUGUGGAAGCUUCAGAAUCCUUGACUCCAGGGAACAUUCUAGCCUCACCUUCUUCAGCACCCAGCCUCUCCCGCGAUGAGAACCCAGAAAAUGCCCAGGACUCUCGCUUCAGUGUGAUCUCUGGGACUGAGCUACUUUUUUUAAAUGAUGAAAAAGGUCAGCCCCAGGACAACCCCUCCAUGGAUGACGACAGUGACAAGGACUCCGUGAUGGACUUUGGCGCGCAGGAGGCCGCGUCCUGCCAGGACAGGAAGCCCCAGAACCCAGCUGAGGAGAACAUGGAUAACUAUGUGAAGCUGCUGUCGCUGGGUCUUCAGCUUGCAGAGGGUAACAGGCAGUCCCACCUGACACAGGGACACUCGUCGAGGUCCCAGACAAGUGCCUACCCAAGUACAAGUCAAGGCCAGGGAAGUAUGCCUGAACCCGGAGAGGCAGCCUGCUGCCCGGGACCGUGCGAAGAAGAGUCCUCCCAAGAGGCGGGAAAGUUCGGCCCCUCGCAGUCGCCCAAAGCUCAGGAUCUCAGCCACUGGCUGCAGUGGUUCCUCAAGAUGCUGGACGACGACGAUGACAGCAGCAGCAGCAGGACCAGGAGGAGGGAUCUGAUCCUUCAGAGACCACCAGAAAAUCCGUGUGAGACGAGGAAGCCUUUCCGAAAGCCACGGUAG